AUGCCUCGUGACCCAAUGCUGACCUUUGGGCAAGGACAGGGGAUGUUCCUGUACAAUGUGGCCAGAAAAUGGUUUACUCUCGGCUCUGUCCUUAUCGGUCCUGUGUUGCUCCUCAUCAACGCCCCGUUCGGACGUUUUUCACCAAAAUCAGACAGCAUAUUUCUCGUUGACGGAAUUACAUCUUGGAUCAUCAUGGAACUCGUCUCUCCCAUCGCAUUCCUUACAUGCUUCUUUUCUUCUCCGGUUUCCUACUACCGCCCUGACCUACCAGAGUUGGCAACCCCGCAAACUCUCCUAGCUGCCCUCUUUCUUAUCCACUAUGCGAACCGCGCGCUCAUAUCCCCCUUGCGCACUCCUUCGAGGUCCAAAUCCCACUUGAUUGUCCCGCUGUGUGCAAUUUUUUACAACCUUAUCAACGGCUCGUUGAUGGGCUCAUUCCUCUCCUCCCCGUACGCUCGCAUCUUCCUCAACUCAUCCGCCACAUACGAACGCCCGUCCUUCUAUAUUGGGCUCGCACUCUGGGCUAUUGGAUUCGCUGGGAACAUCGCGCAUGACGAAAUACUUCUUGACAUUCGUCGCAAAGCAAACGCGAAAGGAAAGGGAAAAGAGCCACAGCCCACAGUUGACGGAAAACCCGGUCGCAUUGAGGAAUACUACGCGAUUCCACAAGGACUCCUAUAUCGUUUUGUUUCAUACCCGAACUACCUUUGUGAAUGGCUCGAAUGGCUCGGAUUCGCCCUUGCCGCCGCGCCCUUCCCAGUUGAGUUCACAUUCUCGACACUUGUCUCGCUUUUCUCUUGGGAAACGUGGGUAUCGAUUGUACAAGAACCAAGUCACAUCUUUGCUCCUAAUCUCUUACCGCCUUACAUUUUUCUUCUUUCUGAAGUUCUCCUUAUGCUUCCGCGUGCGUAUAAAGGACAUUUAUGGUACAAGCAGAAGUUUGGGGACCGAUAUCCAAAGGAGAGGAAAGCCGUGGUGCCUUUCAUUCUGUGA
This is a messenger RNA of Laccaria bicolor S238N-H82, 993 nucleotides long. RefSeq lists its product as uncharacterized. Gene Ontology annotation, molecular function: oxidoreductase activity, acting on the CH-CH group of donors. The record is from RefSeq and is a predicted model, not a curated record. The coding region runs from base 1 to 993 and encodes 330 amino acids. Gene Ontology annotation, biological process: lipid metabolic process. NCBI's taxonomy places the organism in Eukaryota, Fungi, Basidiomycota, Agaricomycetes, Agaricales, Hydnangiaceae. The transcript is spliced from 2 exons.